Molecule: messenger RNA, 1444 nt
Organism: Arabidopsis arenosa
Lineage: Eukaryota; Viridiplantae; Streptophyta; Magnoliopsida; Brassicales; Brassicaceae
Source: the annotation of a GenBank genome assembly
CGUUUUCAUCUGGGAACCCUAGUUUCUUGACUAUUUUAGGGUUUUAUUUAUCCAUUUGAGAUCCUCUUUAAUUGAAAGGUUGAAUUUUUGGAAGAGACAUGGGACGUUCGUCGGAGACCAAGAUCUUACAAGAACUUAUACUUUACGCGGCGAGCGCUGCUUUCAGCUGCUUGGUUCUGUUUGCGGGUCUUCGUCAUCUCGAUCCUAAUCGUGAGGCUUCUAAAAAAGCUCUCGAGCAUAAGAAGGAAAUCUCUAAACGUUUGGGUCGUCCUCUUGUUCAGACCAAUCCAUACGAGGAUGUAAUAGCAUGUGAUGUGAUAAAUCCAGACCACAUUAAUGUGGAGUUUGAUUCUAUUGGAGGACUGGAGACCAUCAAGCAGGCUUUGUAUGAGCUUGUGAUUUUACCAUUAAAGAGACCUGAGCUUUUUGCUUAUGGGAAGCUUCUUGGACCUCAAAAGGGUGUCUUGCUCUAUGGACCUCCUGGUACUGGAAAGACUAUGCUUGCUAAGGCUAUUGCCAAAGAAUCAGGAGCGGUUUUCAUUAAUGUUAGGGUUUCAAACCUGAUGAGCAAGUGGUUUGGAGAUGCUCAGAAGCUUGUUUCUGCUGUAUUUAGCUUGGCCUACAAACUCCAACCAGCGAUCAUUUUUAUUGAUGAGGUUGAGAGCUUUCUUGGUCAGCGCCGUUCAACAGAUCAUGAAGCAAUGGCGAACAUGAAGACUGAGUUUAUGGCUUUAUGGGAUGGAUUCUCUACUGAUCCGCAUGCAAGGGUUAUGGUUCUUGCUGCAACUAACAGACCAUCAGAGCUUGAUGAAGCAAUACUAAGGCGUCUUCCUCAGGCCUUUGAGAUUGGAAUACCUGAUCGGCGGGAGAGAGCUGAGAUAUUGAAAGUGACUCUGAAAGGAGAGAGGGUGGAACCUGAUAUUGACUUUGAUCACAUAUCUCGCUUAUGCGAAGGCUAUACCGGAUCAGACAUUUUUGAGCUCUGCAAGAAAGCGGCUUACUUCCCUAUCAGAGAAAUCCUAGAGGCAGAGAGAAAGGGGACACCAUGUUUGGCCCCUAGGCCAUUAUCACAGUUGGAUUUUGAGAAGGUUCUUGCUACUUCAAAGAAGACACAAGUUGCAGCAGGCGAAUACUCAUUGAGCUCGCAGUCCUCGGCUUGGAGAGGCUCAAGCGAACCAGAUGAGGUCCAAGCUGCGAUAAGUGGAAUCUCGAAGCUUCUAGUUUCGCAGAUCAUUAACCUUCAGUCAGAUUCUCAGGAUUCAUGGCAGCGUGAUCCCGAAGAAGAAUCCCGAUGAAAUUCCGGAUCACUUUUAUAAACGUUCUGGUGUUUUCAUUGGAAGUUUAGAAUUUGUCACAUUUCAGUUUGCUCUGUAAAACUCUCUUUUUUUUUUUUUUGGUAGGAUCAUUUGAUUACUUUUGAUUGUACUAAAAGGUAUCUUAUUUU